Molecule: messenger RNA, 261 nt
Organism: Funneliformis caledonium
Lineage: Eukaryota; Fungi; Glomeromycota; Glomeromycetes; Glomerales; Glomeraceae
Source: the annotation of a GenBank genome assembly
AUGACCGCAUCCACAUUACCCAUUGCUACAGAAUUUAUUGGAUUAUUACCAAAGAAUGGUAUAAAACCCUAUAAAUGGAAUGUUUCUGCCGAAAAUAACUCAAAACAACGGGAACUGAUUAUCCGAUACCUUAAUCAACAUCUGAAACCAAGCCUUCCAACAAACAUUGUUAUUUACGAUGUUGCUAAUAACAAGAGUUUACUUGAUACACCGGUAACUGAAAAUUCACCGUUUCCAUUUAAGUUGCAAGAUGGAAUAUAA